GCCGCCGAGCCGGGAGCGGGGCCGGGGCUGGAGCGGGGCUCCCGCCGCCCGAAAAGCGAGUCCUGCCAUGAGGCUACAGCUCCCCAGCCCCAUGGCCUGGGCUCUGUCCUUUGUGCAACAGCGGCGGUGUCCUCACCCUGGAUUCGGAGGACGAGAGGAGCAGCAAAGUGCCUGACCGCCGUGCUGCCGCAUUCCCAGCCUGCCUGUUCGCUGCCCUCCCCGCCUGAUGGAGCCAGUGCUGGCAAAGGACCCUCCUCGAGGCGGCCGGCUGGGCCUGGUGCGAGAGCACUAGUGGCACGUGGACGGUGGCGUGUGCCACCCUGAGAGGGACAAUGGCUCAGGGCACCGGAAGCAUCAACAGUGACUACAAGGACUGGGAGUGGAGCGCCGAUGCUGGGGAACGGGCGAGGCUCCUGCAGAGCCCCAGCGUGGAGACGGUGCCAAAGAGCGGAGAGAGCCAAGGAAAUGGCUUGGGGGCCACGUCGGCUUUGGGAGCCGUCUUCAUCGUGGUCAACGCGGCCCUUGGGGCUGGGCUGCUCAACUUCCCUGCCGCCUUCAGCAUGGCUGGCGGCGUGGCCGUGGGCAUCACGUUGCAGAUGUGCAUGCUGAUCUUCAUCAUCGGAGGCUUGGUCAUCCUGGCGUACUGCUCGCAGGCCAGCAACGAGCGGACCUACCAGGAGGUGGUGUGGGCCGUCUGCGGGAAGGUGCCGGGUGUGCUGUGCGAGGUGGCUAUUGCUGUCUACACCUUUGGCACCUGCAUUGCUUUCCUCAUCAUCAUUGGAGACCAGGAGGACAAGAUCAUUGCUGCUUUGGUGACGGAACCUGGGGAAGCUGAGAGCAGCCGCUGGUACACGGACCGCAAGUUCACUAUCAGCAUCACCGCCUUCCUCCUCAUCCUGCCCCUCUCUAUCCCCAAGGAGAUCGGCUUCCAAAAAUAUGCCAGCUCCCUAAGCGUGAUUGGCACCUGGUAUGUCACAGCAGUCAUUAUCAUCAAGUACAUCUGGCCUGACAAGGAGCUGGUGCCUGUGGAGAUCCCCACCAGCCCCUCCACCUGGACAGCCGUCUUCAAUGCUGUGCCCACCAUCUGCUUUGGGUUCCAGUGCCACGUGAGCAGCGUGCCCGUCUUUAACAGCAUGAAGCAGCCGGAGGUGAAGACCUGGGGGGCGGUGGUGACAGCGGCCAUGGUGAUCGCUCUCUUCGUCUACACGGGCACUGGUGUCUGUGGCUUCCUGACUUUUGGGGCUGGUGUGGAGCAGGACGUUUUGCUGUCCUACCCCUCCAACGACAUCCCCGUUGCCCUCGCUCGCGCCUUCAUCAUCCUCUGCGUGCUGACGUCCUACCCUAUCCUGCAUUUCUGCGGCCGGGCGGUCUUGGAGGGUCUCUGGCUCCGUUACACCGGGGUGACGGUGGAGGAGGACGUGGUUCGGGAGCGGAGGAGGCGCCUGCUUCAGACCAUCAGCUGGUUCCUCCUGACCCUCCUCCUGGCUCUUUUCAUCCCUGACAUCGGCAAAGUCAUCUCUGUCAUCGGGGGCUUGGCUGCCUGCUUCAUCUUCAUCUUCCCAGGGCUGUGCCUGAUUCAAGCUAAGCUCUCUGAGAUCCAAGAAACCAGGGCAAUCAGCUGGUGGGCCCAGGUCAGCUACGGGGUGUUCAUGGUCACCCUUGGAGCCUUCAUCUUUGGACAGACCACUGCCAACGCCAUCUUCGUGGAUCUCACAGCCUGACUCCUCCUCCAGGCUGGACUGUGCUGCUGCUGUGGGGAUGCAGAUUUCCCCUAGGACCAAAGGGAAGUGAGGAGAAAACAUGUUGGUGUGUUGGGAAGAUCCAAGAGGUGCAUUGUAAUCUGGGGCUUGGCUGAAAGAGCCCCGCGGUGGUUUGUAUCUUGUCUUAACGCACCAGGCAGUCAGGCUUCUCCUCUCAGCCCUGACCCCCUGGUGAAGCCAGAGCAUCACUACAAGGGGACCUGCAGUCCAGGUCAAGCCCUUUCUGCCCCUCUGGGGUGGACACUGCUACCUGAGACAUCACUAAGGGAUGACAGUUGGGGGUUGUGAGGACGUGCUGCUCCCACCCGUGUACCCUGUGCUGGUGGAGCUCCUCUCCACAGCUUUAGCUCCUUCUCCCAACAUUGGAGGGAGACUGUGUGUUUUGCAUAAAGGGAACUAGUAAUCUUGUUUCAUCAGACAGGGCGACAUCCCCGUCGUCCUCCUCUGUGUCAGUGUUUGGUUUAACUCCACUUUCUUGUGGCUCAUCUCCUGCCCUUAUUCUUACAUCUGCCUCCGCCUGGGCUGCACUUUGUAUUACAAAGUGGAACCAUCACCUUCAGCCUGAUGGUUUUUUUUUGGAGGAUCAGGAUGAGCCCGGGGUCGGGACACACCAGUGCAAUGCUUCCCCUGCCAGGGGCUGCUCGCUUGCUAGAGAAGGUGCUGUGGCUGCGUCGUCCUACUGGAGACACUAUGCUAGAGCAAAACUCUUCUCCAUACUUCCAAUCCUGUUCUUCCGGGAGGUGUCCAGAGAACGGGACGGGGUCAGGUGUAGGUUUUCAGGGAUGCUUUGGGGAUGAAGCAGUCAGUAUUAUUCUGUUUUAUAUUGUUCCUUUGGUUGUUUACACUCUCCAUGGCUGGUGUUGCUCUGGACUGUCCCUGCAUUGUGUGUCUGGUUGAUACUUUCAGUUCUGUGUCUGCUGGGUUGAGCAGUUCCCCCAGCUGCAGGUUUGGUUGAGGGAGUUAAACCUCAACAGCAAACUGUUCUUGUUCAGUCUUUGAGUUCCCUUGUUCCUUGUUUGGCCUCCAAAACCCUGGGGGAGGCAGAAAUUCAUGUUUAUCUAUUGCUGUGUCUGUGAUGAGGAUCAUCAGGAUGAGAUGGGGAAAGCCAGAUGGAGGAGGAAAAAGCCUCAAGCACACAUGAAUGUUUGAGGGACUCUGUGAAAGCGCAUGUCCCUCCUGCCUCCCCCAAGGUACCUCUGUGCCCUCAACUUCAGACACAACCAGGCUCCAGCAAACCCCCCAUUUGCAUGGCCCCGGCUGCCCCUGAGCCCCUUCACCCAGCUCCCGCCCCGAGAGCCGGCGCUGGGGCUUGGGGACCCCUGGGCACAAAGGCAAGGGUGUCCCCCCCGCCACCACCCAGCCCUGCCUGCCGCUUCUCCUGGACCACGGAGCCACGUCCUGUGGGGCCCCGCAGAGAUGGUCAAAGCUCAGCAGCUGCCAGCGCCAAGAUGCCUUUAGUGCCUGUCCCCAAGCAAGAUGGAGAGGGGGCGUUGGAUUAGGUGACCGUUGAAGGUCCCUUCCAACCCAAACUGUUCUGUGGUUCUAGGGGUUCGGUACCCAGUGGCUUUUGCGGCUCUGGCUUUCCCGGGGGUGAGGUCCUGCUGCCGACACAGGAGCAGACGCGGUGUCCCACAGCUCUGGUUGUCGCCCGGGGGUCCGCGUGGCUGAGGUGGGGGGCAGGGAGGUGCUGUGGCCGUUCGUCUGUUUGCCUUACGGUUCCCCUGACUGUUUACAAAACACCGGCCUUUUAAAAUGUAUUUUCUGCCCGCAGAAAGCGGCGGGACCUCGACUCAAUAAACGUGACGUUGUGGUGCAUGCA
Messenger RNA from Columba livia (rock pigeon), 3579 nucleotides. It is a transcript of the gene SLC38A7, whose product is annotated as solute carrier family 38 member 7. The record is from RefSeq and is a predicted model, not a curated record. Bases 333 to 1721 code for a protein of 462 amino acids. Gene Ontology annotation, molecular function: L-glutamine transmembrane transporter activity; L-asparagine transmembrane transporter activity. The transcript is spliced from 12 exons. NCBI's taxonomy places the organism in Eukaryota, Metazoa, Chordata, Aves, Columbiformes, Columbidae. Gene Ontology annotation, biological process: amino acid transmembrane transport.